AUGGCCGUGGCUCAUCACAUUAUCAGCUCUCAAUCUCUCGAAGAGGAACUUCGUCGCUUUUGGGAGGUUGAAGAACUCCCACGACAAUCAAUUCUUACGCUGCAAGAAAAACAGUGUGAAGAGCAUUUCUGCUCGAUUCAUUCUUGCGAUUCCGACGGACGGUACAUCGUUCGUCUGCCGUUCAAAACGAUUCCUCCGAUCGAUAUCGGUAAUUCAAGAUUCCGCGCCGAAAAAAUGUUAAAUUCACUAAUACGGAGAUUUCGUGAUAAACCCGAGAUAGCGAAAGAAUAUUCCGAACUUAUCUCCGAAUAUCAACGUCUUGGGCAUAUGCGCCCAGCGCCGAUGCCUCAAGGUGACAUCGAACAAACUGUCUAUCUCCCGCAUCACGGGGGGAUCCGGGAAAGCAGCUCAACCACGCAUCUUCGCGUAGUUUUCAACGCUUCGAGCGUUACUUCGAACGGCACAUCCUUAAACGAUCAUCUAUACGCCGGUCCUAAAUUACAAACCGAUCUCAUGUCGGUAAUAUUACAGCGGCACCGCUAUAAAUACGUGUAUUUAUCCGACAUCGCGAAAAUGUAUCGCCAAAUUCUAAUCGAUCCUUGCGAUACAAAUUAUCAGCGGAUUCUGUGGAAAUCAUCGUUCUCGGAACCUCUUAUCAAUUAUCAACUCAUAACGGUUACGUAUGGAAUGGCAUGUGCCCAGUUUCUUGCCCUUCGGGUAUUAAAACAACUAGUCAUCGACGAAGGUCAGCACUUUCCGCUCGCAGUUCCUAUUCUGAGCGAUAAUAUCUAUGUCGACGACCUACUCUUCGGAGCUGAUACAAGUUGA
Messenger RNA from Formica exsecta, 828 nucleotides. RefSeq lists its product as uncharacterized. The record is from RefSeq and is a predicted model, not a curated record. NCBI's taxonomy places the organism in Eukaryota, Metazoa, Arthropoda, Insecta, Hymenoptera, Formicidae. The coding region runs from base 1 to 828 and encodes 275 amino acids. The transcript has a single exon.